Molecule: messenger RNA, 2059 nt
Organism: Pangasianodon hypophthalmus (striped catfish)
Lineage: Eukaryota; Metazoa; Chordata; Actinopteri; Siluriformes; Pangasiidae
Product: coiled-coil domain-containing protein 89
Exons: 7
Coding region: 117-1181 (354 amino acids)
Source: RefSeq, a predicted model, not a curated record
GUUACCAACCACAGAGCGCUUUGGCCACUACAUGGUAACUGAUUAAAUAAAUAAAUAAAAAAAGCAGCGAAAACAAAAACUAGAAACAUUUAAUUUCAGUUUUUUCCCUCAAAGACAUGACAUCUUCGCAGAGAAACCAGAAAGACGUCAAGCCGGUAAUUAUAGACACCAAACAGGAUAUGGAUGAUGUCCACCAAGCGCUAGAAAAGCUGAGGGGACUGUCUCAGGAGGAGCGGACCGAGGCAGGGAUGCUGCGCUCCAGAAUAGAUGAGCAGUCCAGCCUGAUCUGCUUGCUGAAGCAGCGGGCCGAUGAGAUGCUACUUCGCUGUCAGGCUCUGGAGCGGGUCAACACCGAGCUGCAGAACCUGCGAGUCAGCAUGCAGACGGAGCUGCAGAACGAACGGGAGAAAUCAGAGCAGCUGGAGCAGAGGUUCAUGGACCUCGCCUCCAAUCACAGAGAGCUGAUCAACUUCAAGGAUGAAUACAAGCGGAAGAAUGUCGAGCUGAUGAAGGAGAACAAGAGACUACGAGAGGAGAAUGAAAAGUUGUUCAGCAAAGAGCUGCAGGAGAAAGAGGAGACCAUUCGCAAACUCUCCCAAGAGUUGAUUGACCUUAAUGAAAAACACAGACACUCAGAAAAAGAAUACCAGGACAAAGCUACGGUUUUCCAGCUGAAAUGUAAGGAGUUGAUGGAUCUCCAUCAGACCAAAGAGGCUUCUUUGCAAGAUAAACUGCACAACACUCAGAAAGAGCUAAAGAAUACAGUAGACAUGCAUGCAGAUGUGGUUUUAAAACUUAGGCAAAGUCAGGAAAGAGCGACACUGAAAGAAACAGAGGCAGAAGAGAGGUUUGAAGCACUUACGAAGGAGAAGGAUGAGCUACUGGAGCUAUCCAUGCAAAGAGGGAAAAUUAUACAGGAUAAACAAGAGGAAAUUCAAGAGUUAGAAAAGAAGAAGAAGGAGGCAGAAAAUGCUAGACAGGAAGCAGAGGACAGGUUUGAAAGAGAAGCUGCUGCAGUGAAUGCAGAACUGAGAGUAAAGCAGCUUCAGCAUGCUCUCGAGAAAGCAGAGCAGACGUGCAGUGAUCUGAAGAAGGAGUUCGAGGCAUAUAAAAAGUACAGCAGUGACUUGCUGGCACAGGAAAAGGAGUUAAACGCCAAACUUCGUCACAUGAUCAACUGAGCUCUCUACACAUAUUUCUAAGCUUAUCCAUUUCUUCUGUCAUGAAAGUGUGUGUGUGUGUGUGUGUGUGUGUGAGAGAGAGAGAGAGAGAGAGAGAGAGAGGAUGAUAAAAGAGGAGGAUCUCUGUAAAAGCAGUAUUAACAUUGAUGAGUCCUGAUGAAAGAAGACUAACUGUUAACCUCCACUAGAGGGCAAUAACACUGUUUGUUCAACAGUUAUGUGUUUAGGUAACAGUUUAGUUAAAACCUUGUAUGUGUGUAUAAGCUACCAAAUAAUAAGCCUAACAUCAGUUUGCUAUUUAGAAAAGUCAUAUGGUGCAGAUCAAAUGACAAACCCACACACUGACUAAACUUCAGGCAAAGUCUGAUGAAAAGUUAGAAAAGGGAAAAUAAAAGGAGAGUAGGUAGCUCGCUUUAUUAAUACAGUAAACUGUGUUUUUCAGAUGGGGGCAGAGGUUUUUUUUUUAUCGGUGGUUAUAUUUUCUGGACAGUCAUAGCAAAAAAAUUAAUUCAUUAAUUCAUGUUCAGUAACUGGUCAUCUGGAACCUAUCCCAGAAACACUGGGCACAAGGCAGGAAUUCACCUUAGAUUGGAUACUAGUCAAUCAUAGGGCAUCAUGCAUACGCCCACCCACACACACACACACACACACACACACACACACACACACACACACUCUGUCACACAUAGGGGCAAUUUAGAGUAGCCAUUCCAGCUACUAGCAUGUUUGUUAGGAGGUGGGAUGAAACCAGACAACCCAGAGUAAACUGAUUACGGGGAAGACACGUGAAACAGAUCAUAUUGGGAACACUAGAGUUGGUUGCAACGCUACCUGUUGAAGUGCAUAAAAUAUAUUAAAUAAAAUGUGUUAAAAUCUUU